Acipenser ruthenus (sterlet) is the source of this 8060-nucleotide messenger RNA. RefSeq lists its product as uncharacterized. Bases 318 to 5720 code for a protein of 1800 amino acids. The record is from RefSeq and is a predicted model, not a curated record. Lineage: Eukaryota; Metazoa; Chordata; Actinopteri; Acipenseriformes; Acipenseridae. Gene Ontology annotation, molecular function: guanyl-nucleotide exchange factor activity. The transcript has 24 exons.
UACCUCCUGCAGAAAGAAGCAGGCAGCUGCAGCUCCAGUGCUUGGUGCAGAGAGUUCAGUGUGUGAAUGACUAAGAGAUCCACAGCUAUGGGGGCAGGCCAGGUCAGCUUGCUUUGCACCCUGAGUUGCUGCUCCUUGAGAGCCCUUCGACCGUGUCACAGUGCUGGGCUUUGAUCUGUGGGGGAGUGGAGGCUAAACUAGCCCUGGGGGCAACUUUCAGAGAAUUCCUCGGGACAGGAUUACCAGCUGCAUUGCCAAAGAAAGAACGAACGAAAGAUGACACUCUUCUCUGGAAUUGCUCAGGCACCUUAGGAAAGAUGAACCCAGCUUCGUUGGACACCUCCAUCCAGAGUGUGCUCUCGGCCCUCUACCCGCCGUUUGACACCACUGCGCCCACCGUCCUGAGCCAGCUCUUCCGGGUGAUAGAGGGUCGUUACCAAGGAGACGCUCUGCGCUGCCUGCUGGACUUCCUCAUUCCUGUCAAGCACAUCCUGGAGAGCGUGCAGCAGGCUGCCUGCGCUCCAUACUCUGAUGUGCUGUUCCGCUGUGAGGGCUGGCCCCUGUGUCUUCAUGACAGAGUGGUGAUCCAGCUAGCCUCUGUGAACACCCUCCUCCUGCGCCCAGGAGACUUCUACCUGCAGGUAAAGCCCUUCAGGGAGCAGUCGGCUCGCAUUGUCCUCAAGAGCCUUCUAGAGGACCUGCAGGAGGUGGAGGAAACGCCCAUCCCUGAGACCUCCUAUCCCAGCAUCUUCACCAGGGACUGGCUGGACGAGAUCAACCAGGGGCGCCAUGGGCCUCCACUGCAUACCUGCCUUCUGUCCACGGAUCAGGGAAUUGUGAAAGUGCCGUGGGCUCAAGUAGCCACGCCAGAGUUUAUUGAUAAGCCUAAAGUCAUGGCCAGCUCUCCGGCCACCCCAGAGCGGUCCGAGGCCCCUCAAGUCCCAGCCCGUUUGCCUUCAAAAAAAGAGACGUCUGGGUUCUCUGUGGAAACCCGGAUUCUUCCAGCCAAGGAUGGCAUAGCGGUCUCUUUGAGACUGAUCGACAGUAACUGUGGGAGAUUAAUCAAGGUGGACCAGACAAGGGCGACCAACAAGCCCAUAGGUUGGGUAUCGCCAAACACGUGGGACAGCCGGAACCAAGACUUGGAAGGGGAUUACGUGGACCUGGUAGAGUUUUCUAAAGGUGGCCACCACCCUUCAGAUAAAGCAUUGCCCAAAACUAAUAGGACAGUACAGGCUCCUCAGUGGACUAAGCAAGAGCCACCUCCAUUUGAGCCAGUCCAGUCCCCUCCAGCAGUCUGUGGAGAUCCUAUACCAUGUGGCAGGUCAAUUAAGUUUUCUGCGGAGCCCUGCACCCCAUGUUUAAGGAGGAAGAUGGGCCAGGACUUGGAACUCCAGGAACUGAGAUGUAGGUAUCGGGAGUCCUACAUGGCUGCACUUCAGAAUCCAGUGAACUUUGAAUCUGGAACCAUGAAGGUCACAGUGGAGGAGUCUGGCCACCUGAGUGGAAGUUCUGCUUCCAUUUGUGAUGGGGGUCCCCAGCCAGAGCCUUCCCCCUGCUGCAAGGUGGUUCAUGAACAUCGGUCCCCCUGUACUUCAGACAGUGUUGCUUCUGUUAGCUGGAGGGAGCCAGGGGAACGACAGUCCAAGAGCGGUGCUCACCCCUCUCCUCCUGCUUCUGACAGGAAAUUGCACACAGGAUCAGGGACACCUAGUGCCUCCAUAAAGUGUUUGAGUGGACAAAAAACAUUGACGAAUAUAAGUGACAGGGUUUCAGUGGUUCCAGCCCUCCAUGUAGCACCGUGUAAGAAAACAACAUCAUUCGGAUUAUUAUCUCCAAAGGUGGACAGACAUAAAAUGGCCAAAAGAGAUGCCAGUCCCACCUGCACGGCACAAGCAGAUGCCUCCCUUGCCGGGGCAGGCAGUGAAAAAGGCCCACAGGACUUGUCUGUAGACAGGCCGCGGACCGCAGUGACCAGGAGGGUGGCGCCAGCUACUUCUCAGGGGCCAUGCAGCCAGAUUCUUCACUCAGGCAUCAUGUGUCUACCAGGCAGCAGAGACAAGGCAGGGAGGGCAGUGGUUCAGGUGUGCAGCGAUCACACAGCCUGGAGAUCAGCAGCCACCACCAGCACCGAGCUCUCCAAACUCCUCCUCUACUUCAACUCCAUUCCCAGGAAAGACGUCAGAGAGCGUGGAAUGACCAUUGUCGUAGAUGCAAGGAAGCAGCCCCCUCCUCUAGCCCUGUAUAAAGCCUUGUCAAUGGCACAGGAGCAGGUCCCUCGCAUGCUUCACUGUGUCCUGGUGCUGGUGGACAAGGAGACCGGCACUCGACUGGAGAGACAACCAGGCCUCCCCGUGGAGGUGCUGACCUCGCUGAAGGCUCUACACAAGUUCAUUGAUGGGAGCCAGCUGACGGCAGAACUGGAUGGGUCUCUUCCAUACAGCCACAGCGACUGGCUCCAGCUCCCGCAGAAGCUGGAUCCCUUCUUCUCAGACCUACGAGAGGCCUCGAGCUUGCUGCACAAAGCCAUCCGAACGUUUGAGAGCAACAAACGCCUUGACACUGUUCAGGAUGUGCAGCAGUGCAUUCAGGAGCAGAAGACCAUGAUGAUGUCAGUCCUGCAGGAUGCACGAUUGGUUGGCCUGCAGCGGGAGGGUGGAGCUAUACUUGCCAGGCUGAAGAAGGAGGAGACUCGAUUAGUUUACUCCGAGGAUUACCGCGAUGCGAUGGACGCGGUGACCAUGCUGUAUAACCAGCUGGAGGAGAGGGUUCACAUGCUGGUGAUGAAAUCCAACAAGGGCCUGCAGCACCUCGACUUUCUGCUCAAACUCCGGGAGCUGGAGGGAAGAUUUAAUAAGAUCAGAGAGUGGUUCGAUGCGGAGGGGGAGAAGCGGCUGCUGGAGGCCGAUUCGGUGGAGGAUUCCCUGGACAGAGUGGAGCAGACAUUGCACCACUUUAACCAGUUCCUCGACCAGGCCACAGAGCAGCAACACAAGGCUAUGGCACUGGUGACCGAGGCAGAGAAGGUUCAAGGCUCUUCCUAUCCCGAGGCCGAAGUUUUCAGGAUGAUGGUGUACACCUUCAAAUCAGGGCUGGCAGACUUUCUGACGAGGGCGCAGGAAUGCCGGGCUCAGCUUGAGACCAUGGUGAACCUGUACCGCUUCUGUGAGAAGGCUACACAGCUUGCCAAAGACUGUAGACAGUUCCUGGAAAAAGUCAAUCCAUGCAACGGCUCAGCAACCAGCCUAGAAAGCUUAAAGACCCUUGAAAAGUACAGACUGGACUUCACUGCCUUCUCAGCAGAGCAGUUCCAACAAGUGAAGGUUCAGGCCUACACCCUUAAAGGUUCCAGGGGGAUGCGGAUUUGGAAUGUUGCCUGGCUCAAGUGCCAGGAAGUCAGGCAGCAACUUGAGGAGAGGCUGCAGGAUAUACAGAAGGCCCAGCAGUCUAGGGUAGCUUCACCCGAGGCUAAGAGGCCAGUACCUGCAGGCCCGGCACCAUUAGCACCCACUACCAGUGAAGGCCCUGAGAACUUAAGACCUGUACACCAACAGCACCCAGUCAAAACUCCCAAAUCUCUGCCUGAAAGAAGAAAAUACCAACACCGUGAAAACGAUUACGCAAAUGUAACUUGCUUCAAGUUAAAAUUCAAGCCAGACAGCAAAGAUUCAAAGGGCCCUAACCUGAAAAAAGAGGCUGCCCACCAAGUAUCCAACAAGACUGAAGUGACAACUCCAAAGAGCUCCGGGGAAGCCAGCAAAGGCCUGGAUUUCGCACGUGUGGCCUCCCCGACCUGCGAGUGGUUUUCAUGGCAGCAGGGCCUGGUUAGGUCCCUCAGUGAGGAGUCCAGCGCGUCUUGCUCCCUGUCCUCCCAUACGGACCCCCUGGCCUCUCCUUCCACUCGAAUACGAGGUCAUCCCUCGAGGAAGAUCCUAGAGGCUGCUCAGCAGUUCCAGAUAUCUCGACACGGCAGCUUCUGCUCUGAAGACUCGUGUUCCAGGCCCACGGGUGACUGCACCGUUGACCUGACCAGAGUGUCCUCACUGCCAGCUGCCAGUCCCAGGGUUCCCCAGACACUGGGAACAGCAGGGGAUCCAGGGCCUAGUGAACCAGGGGAGCACUCUGGGAACUAUUGGAAGCUGCAGUGCAUCAUGGAGGAGCUGCUGCUGACGGAGAGGGACUAUGUGCGCUCGCUGGAGUACAUCAUCACACACUACUUCCCAGAGAUGGAGCGCCUGGACCUGCCGCAGGAUCUGCGGGGCCAGCGAGGACUCAUCUUCGGCAACCUGGAGAAGCUGUACGACUUCCACCGGCACUUCUUCCUCAAGGAGCUGGAGGGCAGCCUCAAAGAGCCGCUGCGGGUGGGCCGAAGCUUCCUCCGACAUAAAGAAAGCUUUGGUCUUUAUGCUUUGUACAGCAAAAACAAACCCCGGUCUGAUGCUCUGCUGAUAAACUAUGCUCAGGACUUCUUUAAGAACAAACAGCUGGAGCUGGGAGAUAAGAUGGACCUGCUGUCGUACCUGCUGAAGCCAGUGCAGAGAAUCAGCAAGUACAACCUGCUGCUGCAGGACAUGGUGAAGGAGUGCGGGCCGGAGCGGGGCCAGGAGAGAGCCGAGCUGCAGGCCGCCCUCGAGGUCGUGCGCUUCCAGCUGCGCCAUGGAAACGACCUGCUCGCCAUGGACGACAUCCACGACUGCGACGUGAACAUGAAGGAGCAGGGCCAGCUCAUCCGACAGGACGAAUUCCUUGUGUCCUACAGGAAGAGGAAGUGUUUCCGUCACAUCUUCCUGUUCCAGGAUCUAAUCCUCUUCAGCAAAACCAAAAAAACAGACGUGGGGAACGAUGUAUACCUCUACAAACAGUCCUUCAAGACCUCUGAUAUCGGGAUGACCCACAACGCUGGAGACAGCGGGCUGUGCUUCGAGAUCUGGUUCCGGCGGAGGAAAUCCCAGGACACCUACACCUUCCAGGCAGCCUCAGCAGAGGUGAAGGACGCCUGGACCAAGGAUCUGGAGAGGAUCCUUUGGGAACAAGCCCUCCGCAACAGAGAAGUCCGAAUGCAAGAGAGGGUGUUCAUGGGAAUCGGCAGCAAACCCUUUAUGGACAUCAAACACAGCGAGGCGGCCAUCAGUGACAGGGCUAUCAACUGCGUCCCGGCAGGAAAAGAAUGUAAAACACUGCCUCCUGCCAUUCUCCCCGCCUCCUACGAACACCUUCUCUCUCAGAGACCAAACUCGAUUGGCUCAGGAAGCAGCGCGUCAUCUUCUGGCAGCCACUCCUCAUCCUCCUCGGGGCGGGGGUCCCUCCCUCCCCACGGUUAUUACUACAGCCAAUCAAGGCAAGGCGAGGCGAGCCAGGGCUGUUACAGAGCGCUGGGCGGAUUGGAGGAGGAUGAGCUGGACAAUGAGGCUGAGCCCCUCCACCUCCUGUUGGACAGCUCGGAGUCCUCUGGCGAGAGCAUCAGUGGGUUCAGCAGCUCGGAUCACAGCUGCCUCUCCGUGGUUGGAGGAGAGGCUGAAGAGACAUCCUCCGUCUCCUCCCUGUGCUCCAAACCAAGCCCUUCCCCCGAGCCCCAGCAUGACUUCAUCAGACGAGCCCCUCACCUGCACUACAAACCCAGGUCCUCCUCCGCCACAACUCCAGAGAUAAAGACAGCAGCACAGCACGCUGGGACGAAUAAGCCUGACGGUGCACUGAGUGGCUGCUCCACAGAGGUCUGAUGGGAGCAGUGCAAAGAGGGCAGAACUGCAGACAGCAACGCUGGGCGGAGAAUCUGGAGGGGAAGACCCACAAAACAAGAGGCUACAAUUCUGCAGUACCCUGACACACAGACAUACUGGACACACGUACCUGUAAAAGAGCGCCUUAAUGUGCACUGUGUCUCAAUGUACUGUAUGCUGCAUUUGUUUUCAUUUUCAUGUCCGUGGCGCUUGUUUGGAAUUAUUUGGAGGGCGUCAGGUUGGGUGAGUGAGUAGAGCAGCUAAAUCCACAAUCAGAUUAAACCACACUCGUGGUAAAAGGCUCUGGUGCAAAACUUACUCAACUUUACAACGUGGAAUUAAAAAAAAAAAAAAAAAACACGCACUCUUCAGAGUCAGGUAUUACGAUAACCUUAAACGAAUACUUCAUCUGGACCAUACUAUUACAUUCAAAUAUCAUGGAAAUAGUGUUCAUUUCCUUUUGGAAAAGUGGAACUAUUGCAUGGUAAAAAUAAAUGAUGGCGUUCACAUCUUUAACAGCGUUUCUUUGUAUAUAGAGUGUUGGGCGUAGUUGCAUACAUUUUAGCUAUAGGAAUUAUUAGAAUUAGGAACCAAUACUAUAUCUCAGUGUUUUGUGGGAUACCACUACAAGUCAUGACAGUAAGUACCUGGUUACAGUAGAUGCAGUAUACAGACUUGAACCCUAUUGCUGUGGGCAAACACAAACCCAAUCUUGAGCCACUGUUUUUGUGUAAGAAAUUCCACUGUGUCUAAACUUUUGGUCAAUCAUUUCAAAAGAGCUGUGUUUUUUUGGAUGGUAUCUCAUAGUAAUGGUUUUGCUAUUCUAACUUUGUUUGUUUUUAAUUUAUUGUUACUAAGAGUCUGUAUUUCUGAAACCGAAUUUCUGAUUCAUAGUAGUUUCUGAAGUUAUUGUUUUUCUUUUUAUCAUUACAUUUAUACUUUUAUCGAAUAUCCAAGACUAUGAAAACACUGCUUUUGAUUUAAACAGAAAAGAAAAAAAGUGUGUUUUUGUUUUUAACAGAAAUACAUUUAAGUUUUUAGUGGAUCAAUUGCUUCUUGAGGCAGAUUUUAUUGAUAUGUUUUUAUUAAAUCCAAACCCACUCAUUUAUAUUGAUUACAAAAGGGUCGUCCAAACACUGCUGUUCUUAAAUACAAAAUGUAAAAAAGCAUGGACUGAAACAAUUAAAACAGCAUUUCAAAGUAAAACAUUUUUUCAACCCCCCUCUCUUAUAAUACUAGUCUCUUCCAUUGAAGGGAACCACUGAAGUUGACCACUAUUUACAACAUGGCUGAAAGGAAUUACUAAUCGAUACCCUUCCUAACUCUGGGGGUGAUACACGCACAAGAGAUGCUUUUGUUCCCGGGUUAUUCAAAGCUAAUGUGAUUACUUGAGGACGGUUAAAUAAAAAAGCUACAUUGUCUAGACUCUAUAGUGACAUUGUGUUUUAAAAUAGACCAACAAGAACACUAAGGCAAUCUGAAAAAAAUACUUUAUAGCAAAUUGCUGAUCAGCAGGUCGAAGAACUUUAUAACAUACUUGCUGCAAUACUGUCAAAGAAAAAAAACUGCAAGUGAAUGACUAAGCAAAAGGAAGUAAUAAGCCACCAGUUCUUCAGCAAUGUCACCACAUUGUAACCGACUUCUCAAUUUUUACUCUUGGCUCCAAAAGGUCAGUCGGGUAACAAAGUUCUUCUGGGCCCAAUUUUUGUUAUGUAUAUCACAAUAUAACAUUUGAAAUAAAUUAGAUUACAGGCUACACCCAGACAAAUGAUGGCAGAUUUUUUUUUUUUUUUAAGCAACUCCUUUUUGUGUGCAUUUGGAAGGUAUGCAGAUUUUAUAUGCAUAAUUUAGGAUUUGAUUACAACAAAACCUUGCCCUGGACAGGACUGCUGUACUACUAUCGAACCACAGUGUGAUAAACUGCUUUCCGAAAACUACAGAACACUGAGUAAAGAAGAUACUGUCUUCACAAUAGGGGGGUUAUGUCACAGUCCAUUAAUGUUCUGAAGUGCUACCGUUCUGCAUUUAAAGGGGUGCUUGUAUUUUCUCAUUCACUAUAAUUUAAUGUAUGUUUAGGUUCAGUGAUCCUAAAGGUUGUAUUACAUGUAUGUGGUGCCGAUUGUUCUGUGUGUGUUCCUUCCUCUUUGAUGGGUAGAGUUGUUGUACAUUAGUACUGUAUGUUUUCCUCAUCUCGUUUCUCAACCCCACAACUUAUGUAUUUAUUGAAAUGGUUUUCUUGCGGGUUGUGUGGAGAUCGGGCUGCUUCUGGUUCGGUUUCCCCUCAGAAUAAAAAUGGGUUUAUGCAAAGGCUUGAAAUACAAAAUAAAAAGGUAAGAUAAA